ACACUGCCAACAGCUGUUCGGUUUUGCCUGCGUUUUCAAAUAUCUCCGUCAUUUCGCAUUUUGAGUAAAUAAUAAUCGUUUCAACAUGGAAAAAUGGGUACGGGACACGCUAUCCAAGUGCCUGGACUGCGUGGUCACCGACAAGAUGAUGGAGGCCAUCUUGGAGAUCAAGGAUGACUACGACUUUGAUAACUAUUUCGGUAAUCUGCUGUGCGAGGAGAACGAGGAGCAUCGCAUCUUUCUGCUCAACUGCCGCCGGAUGCUGCUGAGCGGCAAGCAGGCGCGCAACAACGCCAAGGGCGGCACGCCGACCAAACAAAUGCCAAAUAGAUCGCCAAUAAUGACAAAAAAGGCGCCGGUCGCUGGUGCUGCUGGCGUUGGCGGUGGUGGAGCCAAGGGUAAGCAGGGGAAAUAUGUGAAUCUGUAUUCGAACGAUGGCCGGCUGCAGGGCGACACCAUUAUGCUGAAGGGACGCCGCCGCUGCGACUGCCAGGCGGCGCAGCACAAGCUUAUCAACAACUGCCUCGCCUGUGGCCGGAUUGUGUGCGUGCAGGAGGGCAGCGGCCCGUGCCUAUUUUGCGGCUGUCCCGUUCACACGUCCGAGGAGGAGCUGCAGCUGGCCAAGGAUGCCUCCAAGAUCAGCCAGAUGGCCAAGAAUCCCAGCAAGAGUCAGUUGAAGAAGAAGGAGAAAACCUCGAGCGCAGGCGGCAACCAGAAGUCUGGCGAUGGCCUGGAGCAGGCCGUGGCGCAGCGCGAUCGUCUGCUGGAGUACGACCGGAACAGCGAGAAGCGUACGACGGUCAUCGAUGACGAGCUGGACUACUUCCAGGAGAACUCCGUCUGGCUGAGCGACGUCGAGCGGGAGAAGUACGAGAAGCUCAAGAGCGAGAUGCACGAACUGAAGCACGGCAGUCGUCUGACGCGCAAGAUCAAGGUGGAUUUCGCUGGACGUGAGGUGGCCGAGGAGCUGCCCGUCACCAAGGAGUACGAGCAGCAGGUGAUCCAAGAUUUGGCGGCCAUCAGCAAGGCCGCAUCCGCAUCCACAGGCACAUCCCUCACGGGCCACUCGGCCAUGGCCUUGGCCCCCAAUCUGGGCAUGGCCAAGCCGCCAGUGUAUCGGCCAAGCAAGGAGCUGAAGAACUGGCCGGCGGCGGCACCCGCAGGAACCGAUAAUCUGGAGCGCAUCUACAAUCGUGUGCAGGACAAGGAGCUGCUCGAGAUGCAGGACAUGCGGCAGUGCAUGUCGAUGCAUCAGCCCUGGGCCUCGCUGCUGGUGGCCGGCAUCAAAAAGCACGAGGGACGCGUGUGGUACAGCGAGCAUCGCGGUCGACUGUGGAUAGCCUCGACGGCCAAAGAGCCACAUCCCGAGGAGAUAGCCCACAUGGAGGAGUUCUAUCGGCUGCACUACAAGGAUCCCAAUAUGAAAUUCCCCGAGCAUUAUCCCACCAGCAGCCUGCUGGGCUGCGUUCAUGUGGAGAACUGUGUGCCGCAGGAGGAGUACCGCGACACCUAUCCCCGAGGCGAGUCGGACAGUCCGUAUGUGUUUGUCUGCAGCAAGCCGGAGCAGCUGCCGAUCCUGCUGCCCGUCCAGGGCGAUCAUAAGAUAUAUGAACUGCCGCUGAAGACGCACAAUGCCGCCUGCAAGACGCUGCUGAGGGCCAGGGCCAACAAGGGCUAAGAGCAGCCAAGGACUUCCUCACAUUCGAUUUCAGCAUUUAAAAUGCUGAUUUAAUAAAAAACAUAAGCCUCAAAGGGUUAAAGGUUAAA
Messenger RNA from Drosophila persimilis, 1767 nucleotides. Its product is annotated as activating signal cointegrator 1. The record is from RefSeq and is a predicted model, not a curated record. Gene Ontology annotation, biological process: positive regulation of DNA-templated transcription. Bases 86 to 1678 code for a protein of 530 amino acids. The transcript is spliced from 5 exons. Lineage: Eukaryota; Metazoa; Arthropoda; Insecta; Diptera; Drosophilidae. Gene Ontology annotation, cellular component: nucleus. Gene Ontology annotation, molecular function: transcription coactivator activity; zinc ion binding.